AUGAACAAGUCUUUGAAUGAAAAACUAAUCAAUUUCAUCAAUGACAUUGCUGAAAAUGUAUUCAUAGUUCAAUUCGUGAUUUCUACAAUUGGAUUAGUUAUGAACGUUCCACAUCUUCUUAUCUUACUUCAUAAUUCUAUGAGAACAUCUUCUACUAAUUCUAUAAUGAUUGGAAUCGCGAUAUGUGAUUUGAUAGUUUUGUCUGAAAAUGUUUACGAAAGAGUUCAAGGAUACUGGUUCUUUGGUUCUCAGAAUCCAUGCAUCAAUGACUCUAAAUUUUGGUACAUGUAUUCAUUGCUUAUUGGAGACUUUCUUCAGACCGUUUUCGAAAGAGCGUCUUACUGGCUUGGAGUUUCCUUAGCGUUUACCAGAUUAGUUAUCAUGAAAAUGUCUGGAACUACGUUGAAAAUAUCUAAACCCUUGUUUGGCUACCUUCUGAUACUCGCACUUGUCGGCUUAAGCUCUGUGCUUAGUGCAUAUUAUUAUUGCGGAUACAGUAUUGCUCAAUGGGGUACUUGGGAACCAGAAAAGAAGUAA
Messenger RNA from Caenorhabditis briggsae, 537 nucleotides. NCBI's taxonomy places the organism in Eukaryota, Metazoa, Nematoda, Chromadorea, Rhabditida, Rhabditidae. Gene Ontology annotation, molecular function: G protein-coupled peptide receptor activity. The coding region runs from base 1 to 537 and encodes 178 amino acids. The transcript has a single exon. The record is from RefSeq and is a predicted model, not a curated record.